AUGAAACCAAGUGUUGAUUUGUUUAAAUCAUUGUAUGACGGAGCCGUCUGGCUAUAUAAUGAUUAUGCAGCUUAGAAAAAUAGAUAAUAAUAUGAAGAUUAUUUUUAAAUAGAUAUGUUGUAAUGGGAGAUUAUAAAUAAUUUGAAAAAUGGCAGCUAGAAUUUGGAAGAAAUACUCUCACGAAUUGAGAAAAUACAUGAAAAUCUAGUGAAAAAUGCAAGUAAUUGGAAAAAUCAUUUUUUGUGGAUUUAAAUGAUUGGAAAAAUCAUAACUUAUCAUCCUCUCAUAACAAAAAAAAAAUUAAAUCAGCUAACUAGCCCUUUCAAUUUUGAAACCAAAUCAAGGUAAAUAUGGAAGGAAUAUCUGAACAAAGGAUUUCUAAUGUAAUUGAAUUAUAGCAAUGACUAAGCUGUAGUUUUACUUAAUUAAUUUAAAAAUAAAGAAUUAACUUAAAUUGAUAAAUUAAUACUAGAAGACACUUUCAUAGAAUGGGAAAACCUCAUGUUGCUUAAAGAUUUCUUAAUGAAUGAAAAAACUGAUAAUAACUAUUUCACAUUUGGUUCGUAUUUAAAAUUAAAGUUAGGAAGCAGUUUGGCAAUAUUUAACAAUUUCUUGAUUUCAUCCAUUUCUAAUAAAUUGCUCGCUUUAAUUCAGGAAAAUUAUGAUUACUUGGUAGUCAUAGUUAAAAAUUAUAAAAAUUUUAUCAAAUAAAAUAAAUAUUUUAAUGACACAAUAGAAUAAGCCAAAUCUAAUUCAUAAUUAAAAAAAAUAAAUCUCAACUUCAAAGGAUAUUUCCUAAACACUCAAAAAAUCAUUAAAAUUAUUAGGCUUUGUUUUAGGAAAUAAAAUUUUUAGCUAGAAUAACUUGAAUAGAAAAAGGGUAAUGAAUUCAAAAUAGUAUAAAAACUGAAAUAUAUUAUGAGACUGUUAGAAUAAAUAUUAUCAUAAGCAAUUUAAGAUACUAAAGAGAAUAGAACUGAACCUGAUGAAAGCAGAGUGAUUUAGUAAUAGAUAGAGUUGAUUUAGAAGAAAUUAUAAAAUUUAAAUCUAACAGAAAAAUAAUUUUCCUUCAUGAAUAAGUUGAAUUAGAAGCUAUUUGCCUUACCCAAUUAUGCUCUUAACUAGAGGAGUUUUUUGAAAGAAGCUCAAUGCAUGUUAAAACUUAUUGAACAAACUGAAAAAUAAGUCUCAGAGCUAGAAAUUUUUUUAAUUCAAAAGGAUAACUUAAUUCAAUACUUUAAAUUUUAAUUGAAUAACCUGAAUACUUAUUAUGAACACCAGGUCUAUAAACUCCAAAAUUACUUUACUUAAUUAAAUUUAAGUUUGAAGACAUUUCUAAUUUUACAAUAUGAAAUAGAGUCAGUUUCAUAACCUGAAAAAUUAAAAGAAAUUUAAUUAAAAUAUUCUUAAAAAGUUUCAUUUUAAUGUCUACUCGAAUAAAGAUUGAACAUGUUAAAGCUAAGUUUGAAAUUAAUUGUUUUCAAGGAAUGCUUUUAAAAUAUAUUAACAAUACCAUCAAAAGAAUUUAAAAAAUUACAAUAUGAUAUCAAUUUAGAUGAGUUUCUGAUUGAUGUAGUUUAGAAUUAUCCAAAACGCAUAAUGUGCUGUGACAGUUCAAUAAAAAGUUAGGCCAUUGCAGAAUUAAGUAAUUUAUAAAUUACUGAACAAGACUAUCAAAAUAAUUUAAUUAUAUUUAAAGGUAGUUUAGAAUAUCUUAUAUUGUAAUUAACUUUAGAAGAACAAAAGAUUGACUUAGAAAGAAUAGAUUUAGAAUAAAUUGAAAAGGAAUUUGGAGAAUUAUUUAUAGAAGAAAUCAAUCCCCCUACUAUUACUGAAGUAAUAAUGAAAAUAGUAAAAGAUUUUUCAAUAGACAUUUCAUUAAACAUUAUGGAAAAUAAAUCUCUCAAUCAAAAUUAAUUGAAAAUAGAGAAAGAAAAGUAUGAGAUAUUGCUGUAAUAAUUAAGAAAAAUUAACUACUAAGAAAAUUGUGAGGAGGUAGAAUAAAUGAAGUUACUAAUCAGUCAGAUUUAAAUCGUUUUUCUAUUAUUGAAAGCUUCCAUUAACUAAGACUUAGAAAUUUUUAGAAUGCCAACAAUAAAAAAAAUGAAAGAAUUAAAAGAAAAAUUUGAUGAAUUUAAAAAAAAUUAUUGUGAUAUGACCAAUAAAACUGAUAAAGUUAAUCAAAUAAUUGUUAAAGAUUAAAAUAAUGAUGUCCAACACAAAAUUAGAUUAAAUUUAUCAAUCAUUAUUAAUGUUCUAUAAUUAUUAUUAAUAAAAACCAGAUAAACCAAGCAAAACUUAGUCUAAUUCCUUGAAAAUGUUAACAAUUUUACUAAAAGCCUUGAUGUACUUCAAGAAUAUCACUUGGAGAUAUAUACAAGUUUUUCAAGUUUUUAUUAAAACCACUUAAACUCCUUUAAGGAAUAACAAUUCACAACUGCUAAUUUAAAAUAAUUGUAAGCAGAAACAAGUAAAGAUUGCUUUUAAAGAAUUUAGGUCAAAUUGUAAGGUUAUAAUUUAACAGGUGAAAAUAAUGUUUAAUCAACAAAUGUAGUUGAUUUUCUCUAUUAGUUAAUGGCUGAAGCAAAAGAAUAAUUAAUAAAGUCUAAGUGGAAAUUCAAAGAAAAUAAGUUUGAUCAAGAGUAACUAAUUUAAUUAACUAAAAUAAUAUACCUACAAGAAAAUGAUGAAUAUGAAUUUUAAACUAUUCAAUAAGAUUUAUUCUCUAAAGUUGAAUACAAUGAUGAUGAAUGGAAAAUUAAAUAGGGUUUAGUGUUAACAAUUAUUUAGAUUUCAUAGCAAAGCUUUACAGAAAAAAUUACUCGAUUUUGUUAAAAAGAGCUAAUUUAAUUAUGGGUUCAAGAAAAAGAUCUUAGAGUUAGAAAUCUUCUAAAAAAUGAAAAAUUGAUAAGUCUGUAAAUGCAGAUUUUCUCGAAAGAUUGGUAGACUUAACAUGAUAGAAUUGCAGCAGAAAUGUAGAAAAUGUUGAACAGAAUUGAUGAAUUGUAGGAAUAAAUUUCUCAUGAGGCUAAUCUCAACAAGCGAGAUAUUCAACUAAAAGAACUUGAUGAAACGACUGAGCAAUUAGAUUAAUAAAUUGAAAAUAUCAGUGAAAUGGGUUAAUAACUUAGACUGCUAACUGACUUUGUUAAUCAUAUCAGAAAAGGCUUGAUUAGAGUGGAGGGAAAAAUCAAUGAAAUGAAGGAAUAACUCAAAAGCCUAGGAAAAUCUGUUGAAUAAUUGUUUGAAAUUAGAAAAUGGAAGGUAUUGAAAGAAGCUGCAGUUAAAAAUGCUAAAUCCAUUUACAUACCAUUAGAAACCAAAGAAAUAUCUCAUAAAGUAUUUUAAUAAAUCUUGAACAAAUUGAUGAUACAAAUGGAGAAGUGA
Messenger RNA from Paramecium tetraurelia, 3387 nucleotides. RefSeq lists its product as uncharacterized. The record is from RefSeq and is a predicted model, not a curated record. Lineage: Eukaryota; Ciliophora; Oligohymenophorea; Peniculida; Parameciidae. The transcript has 4 exons.